GUCAGUGGGUGCUAUAGACGCAGCUGCGGGUGCCGGCGAGGCACAGCACUAACAGCGGCUUCUGGACUGUGCGAUGAGUGGACGGUAACUUCAGAGUCUGCAAACAGAAAGAGAAGAUGAAGGAAGAUUGUCCACUCAGUUCUCAAGUGCCCAUCAGUGACAGCAAGUCCAUUCUAAAGUCGGAGCUGUUAAGCCUUCUGAAAACCUACAACUGCUACCAUGAGGGCAGAAGCUUUCAGCUGAGACACCGAGAGGAAGAAGGAGCUCUGAUCAUCGAGGGACUCCUCAACAUUGCCUGGGGACUGAGGAGGCCUAUCAGGCUCCAGAUGCAGGAUGAUAGGGAGCGAGUGCAUCUCUCCACAGCCUCCUGGAUGCCCGGACGGCCCAGCUGUCACUCAAGGGAGCAACCUCUUCAGGAUGGCAGUGUAACUGCCCUGGAGCCGAACAUUCAGUCCACCAAGCACAGGGCUGAGAGUUCCAGAGACAGCUCAGAGGCCCUGGAGGAGGAUGAGGGGACCCCACAGCUGAUGCGGACCAAGAGUGAUGCAGCAUGUGAGAUCCAGAGGAGGCCCAGGUGCCGCACACCCAGCGAGGCCCAGAGAGUCCGGCGACACCGGUUCUCCAUCAAUGGGCACUUUUAUGAUCACAAGACCUCCGUGUUUACCCCUGCAUAUGGAUCCGUUACCAACGUGAGGGUCAACAGCACCAUGACUACCCUUCAGGUGCUUACCCUGCUGCUGAACAAGUUCCGAGUGGAAAAUGGCCCCAGUGAGUUUGCACUCUAUGUCGUACAUGAGUCUGGGGAAAGGACAAAAUUAAAAGACUGUGAGUACCCACUGAUUUCCAGAAUCCUGCACGGGCCAUGUGAGAAGAUCGCCAGAAUAUUCCUGAUGGAGGCCGACUUGGGCGAGGAAGUUCCCCAUGAUGUCGCUCAGUACAUUAAGUUUGAAAUGCCGGUGCUGGACAGUUUUGUUGAAAAAUUAAAAGAAGAGGAGGAAAGAGAAAUAAUCAAACUGACAAUGAAGUUCCAAACCCUGCGUCUGACAAUGCUGCAGCGCCUGGAGCAGCUGGUAGAGGCCAAGUAGCCAGCCAGUGCCUGCUACUUCCAAAGCCACAAGCAGCCAGUGCAUAAUGAGUUUCGGUGGCCAGGCCCUGAUUGGUCACACUGAUUGAUGGUCACUGCCUGAGGAAUUCAGCAACCAUGCUUCCACAUGUCUACCUGUCUAUGUACCAUGAGUCUCAUGCCCCUGGUUCUUGGCUCCAAGGUGAGCAUUCACAGGACCCAGACACAGGCCUAAAUAGUAGGAACUUGCUGGGUGAGGUCUGCAUGAGCAGCUGGUCUGGGCAGUAAGCAGGCCUGAAGAUGGCACCAGCCACAUUCUGUGGCUGGAUGGCAUGGUCUGUCCUGUUCAAGGCCACGCUUCUGCUUGGAAUAGCAGUACCUAACCAAGCCCCUGGGCAUGGCCUCCAUUUGCUUUCCCAGUGCCUGACUCAGAGCUCAUGAAGGGCCACAGCUCGUUUCCUCAUCAUCCACAUGAACCGCGAGAACCCUGUCUACCUUUACCUUGUGCUGCCAUUCAAGAACUCUGCUAGGAAAAACAGGGGCUACCAGCAGGUAUGGGAUGUGUCCUGCUCCCAACCAUCACUUCACCAUGGUAUCCCUGGUCCCUGGCCUUCACAUCUCUGAUGUCACCCCAAAAGCCUCACACAGCCCAGUGCCCCAGGUCCAGAAGUCAUACAGGGAAUAAGAUUAAGGGCACCUCUUCUUCUCUCUGAGCACUAAGUCUGAACUUCCUCAGCAAGACCUGAGGAAUUCUUAUAAAGAACUUGCUGCAAAAACAUGCCAAUUUGAUCACAUGGAAGAAGUGGCCCACAUGACAUUGGAAGGAUGACACCACACAUAAGCAAGAGUCCAGGAUCCAGGGACUGUUAAAUAGUGGCUCGUGAAGGCAGUACUCGGUUCCCAUCUCCACUGUCCCUCUCUGGGCUUGUGUCCCUCUGCUCUCAAUGCUUCCCACAAGAAAGGGGUUGGAUAAAGAGAAAUGUCAGUUUGAGGAGAAAGGGCUUUGAAUUCCCUGGGGCCAGAUACUGAAUUAUUUGGAUUUGUCAUCUGGGAGAGAAUUUCUGGAAUGAACAAGAGGGCUUUUGCAAAACUAUGCAACAGUUUACAUCAGUCAUGUUAAGUGUCAGCAAGCUGAAGACCAAAUUCUCCCUCUGGGGCCUGCGGAUGGCAGCCUUAAAGGAAAGAACCAUAAAGACUCCCAAAUAUAGGUGAGAAUUCAUCUCCCUUUCAUGCAAUGGAUCCUCACCAGUGCACAUAAAGAGCAGAGCUUGGGAGCAGCCAUGCCAUGCAGACCCACUUUUGGGGGUGAACUUCACACCAGGAUGUUCCCCCAUAGCUUCAUGGUCACAGAGGCACCCAGAAAGGUGCCCAGGGUGACCCACUGCAGUUUCUGUUGACUGCUCUCCUUUAGCAGCAGUUUCCUAGGUGCUCAAUAAAGGUGUACUGUACCAAACCAAA
This is a messenger RNA of Pteropus alecto (black flying fox), 2521 nucleotides long. It is a transcript of the gene RASSF4, whose product is annotated as Ras association domain family member 4. The coding region runs from base 117 to 1085 and encodes 322 amino acids. The transcript is spliced from 11 exons. Gene Ontology annotation, biological process: signal transduction. Lineage: Eukaryota; Metazoa; Chordata; Mammalia; Chiroptera; Pteropodidae. The record is from RefSeq and is a predicted model, not a curated record.